UUCAAAUUUGGUGAAUUUUGAGGCUUUUGCUCACAGCCUACACUCACUCAACUCUCUCUACAAUGGAGCCCCCACCUCUGAAGCUCGUGAUGCUCCAAGGCCCACGCCAGGGCGAAACCCUAGAAUUCCGACACGGAUCCACAAUCCGAAUCGGCCGCGUGGUCCGCGGCAACACCAUCGCGAUCAAGGACGCCGGAGUCUCCACCAAGCACUUCUGCAUCGAGUCCUCCUCGUCGUCCGGGUCAGGCCAAUGGAUCCUCCGCGACCUCGACUCCUCCAACGGUACCCAACUCAACGCCACCAAGCUCCUCCCGGACAUACCCUACGAUCUCCACGACGGCGAUUCCAUCAAGAUCGGCGAGUACACCUCGAUCUUGGUCCAGAUCGAAGGCCACGAAGAGAGCCAGCUGAGGCGGAACCCCAGGCGCCGAGCCGCCGAGAAAGAUGCUUGCGGCCGGGGAGGUACGGUUUCGAAGGAAAGCGAAGCUAAAUGUGAAGAGAAAGGUGAGGAGUUGCAGACUGGAAAUCGAAGGAACGCCCGGCCCAGGAAAGCUAGGGUUCUGAAGAGCGAAGACACAGCAGACGAAUUCCCUGAUCGGGAGUCGGAGAAUGUGAGACCCGUGGAGCAGAAAGCGGCACGGCAAGUGAGUACGCGGCGCACUCGGAGCGCGAAGAAUGAGGAAUCAGUGGUUUCCGAUCUGAUACCCGAAACGAUUCCAGAGAAUUCCGGUGUUGAGUGUCGAGAAUUGGAGAUUAAGGGUAAGAAGACGCGGGGCGGGGCGAGGAGGAGGAGGAAUUUAGGUGAAGAGGCCACAGAUUGCGCUCGAGUCGAUGCUUUGAAGGAUAAAGAGAAUUUGGAAGAAAAGAAUAGAAUUGACGUCGAUAACGGCGCGGCAGUGGUUUCCAAUCCGAUAUUCGAGACGAUUCCAGAGAAUUCCGGUGUUGAGUGUGGAGAAUUGGAGAUUAAGGGUAAGAAGACGCGGGGCGGGGCGAGGAGGAAGAGGAAUUUAGGUGAAGAGGCCCCGGAUUGUGCUCGAGUCGAUGCUUUGGAGGAUAAUGGGAAUUUGGAAGAAAAGAAUAGAAUUGAUGUCAAUAACGUCGCGGCAGUGGCUUCCGAUCCGAUAGUUGAGGUGAUUCCAGAGAAUUCCGGUGUUGAGUGUGGAAAAUUGGAGAUUAAGGGUAAGAUGAAGCGGGGCGGGGCAAGGAGGAGGAAUAUAGGUGAAAAGGCACCAGAUUGCGCCCAAGUCGAAGCUUCGGAGGGUAAGGAAAAUUUGGAAGAUGAAAGCAGAAUUGAUGUCGAUAAUGGAGCGGCAGUGAGUGGAGUUGAUGAGAAGGUGGGAAAUGGGGCGGAUUCUGGUGUUAGAGAGGAGGGGCUGGAUUUGGAGAAGAUGACGCUUGGGGAGUGGUUUGAUUAUAUAGAGGUGCAUUUGCCGAAACAGAUAAUCGAUGCGACUGAAGAGAUGAUUGAGGGUAUGAGACGGAAGGCCGAGCGAGUUCGUGAGUAUAUGGUGGAGCAGAGGAACGGGAAGGGCAAAGUGCCGGUGGGAUAGAGGACAGAGCAGGUCGGUUUAUGUGGUAAUUGGUAGCUUAAUUGGCUUGAUGUUUUGAAUUUAUAUUGUGGAUUAUCUGUGAAUGUGAUCAGAAUUGUCUCUGAGCUAUGCAUUUCCCACUUCACAUUUUUGAGAAUGUAGUGUUUUGAGUUGGUAAUCUUCUGCUUGGAGUCAUUGGUCUAGUUUAAGGUCAGUGUCGAGUCCACUUGGAAAGAUGGUUAGGUGUCUAGAACUUCUUCCUGAUAUAGGAACCAAGGAAUCUAGGUAAGGCUAUUAGACAAUUUUUGGAUCAAUGGGGUGGCUGUGUAGCUUAGGUCAGGUGCUUGCAAGGGUCCUCAGCCCUCAGGAUUCUUUGGGAAAGUGGUAAAACUCUUACAAAUUCCAUUUGUUGCUGUAUAUGUGGGCUUUUAAUCUUAUGAAUGUGAUGAACAAGUUAAACUUUUGUAGGCUGUAAGUAUCAGAAAUUGGUGUUAUUUUGUUAAUCUACUACUGGAUU
This is a messenger RNA of Corylus avellana, 2046 nucleotides long. Its product is annotated as FHA domain-containing protein At4g14490. Gene Ontology annotation, molecular function: protein binding. Lineage: Eukaryota; Viridiplantae; Streptophyta; Magnoliopsida; Fagales; Betulaceae. The record is from RefSeq and is a predicted model, not a curated record.